This is a messenger RNA of Aspergillus aculeatinus CBS 121060, 187 nucleotides long. RefSeq lists its product as uncharacterized. NCBI's taxonomy places the organism in Eukaryota, Fungi, Ascomycota, Eurotiomycetes, Eurotiales, Aspergillaceae. The record is from RefSeq and is a predicted model, not a curated record. The transcript has 2 exons. The annotation marks the transcript as partial.
AUGGAUAUGCCCACAUCCACAUCUACAACCAUGGACAUGAUAAUGACCAUGACCAUGACCAUGUCGCCGACCACCACCGCCGCCAUGGGCAGCAGCACCGCAUCCUCCAGCAUGGACAUGGACAUGGACAUGGGCUCAUCCAGCUGCCAGAUCUCCAUGCUCUGGAACUGGACCACCAUCGACGCAU